Mus musculus (house mouse) is the source of this 3589-nucleotide messenger RNA. It is a transcript of the gene Ccdc47, whose product is annotated as coiled-coil domain containing 47. The transcript has 13 exons. Gene Ontology annotation, cellular component: rough endoplasmic reticulum membrane; multi-pass translocon complex; endoplasmic reticulum. NCBI's taxonomy places the organism in Eukaryota, Metazoa, Chordata, Mammalia, Rodentia, Muridae. The coding region runs from base 885 to 1913 and encodes 342 amino acids. Gene Ontology annotation, molecular function: calcium ion binding; ribosome binding; protein folding chaperone. The record is from RefSeq and is a predicted model, not a curated record. Gene Ontology annotation, biological process: multi-pass transmembrane protein insertion into ER membrane; endoplasmic reticulum calcium ion homeostasis; protein folding.
GACGUCUACCCGACGGACGGAACCCUACGGGAGAAACGCAGCCUCCGCUAGUUAGAGCACUUGUAGCCCAGGGGACGCUGGGGGUUACGUAAUUUUCCCAGCAGCCCUAGCUCGCCUUGCGCGGAUGUCCUGAAGGCCGCGCCCCGCCCCCACCCCGCGCGCAGGCGCAAACUAGCUGUACGCAUUCUACGUAACGGACGGCUGAAGCUACGUGAAGAGUAGGGUGCCGUGACUGAGCUACCUGUUCUGGGCUGUUCAGUGACAUCGCGGCCCGCAGAUUAUCUUUGCGACCUGAAGACAGAAACCAGACAAAGGCAGGCUGGUUGGAGGUAGUGGCCUCAGGAGCCCCGGGCCCGGUUGCAGCCUCGGGUGCAGCUUGUUUUUAAGGUGCAAUGAAAGCCUUCUAUGCUUUCUGUGUGGUCCUCUUGGUGUUUGGGAGUGUCUCGGAAGCCAAGUUUGAUGAUUUCGAAGAUGAGGAAGACAUAGUAGAGUAUGAUGAUAAUGAUUUUGCUGAGUUUGAGGACGUCAUGGAAGAUUCUGUUACGGAGUCGCCUCAGCGAGUGAUCAGCACUGAAGAUGACGAGGACGAGGCCACCGUGGAGUUGGAAGGGCAGGAUGAAAGCCAAGAAGGUGAUUUCGAAGAUGCAGAUACCCAGAUGUUACCAACAAACUGCGACACAACUGCUGGCGCCAUUUGUAGAUGUGAUUGUGUUUUGUUUUUGUAGGAGGGAGAUACAGAAAGUGAGCCAUAUGAUGAUGAGGAAUUUGAGGGUUAUGAAGACAAACCAGAUACCUCUUCUAACAAAAAUAAAGAUCCAAUAACAAUUGUUGAUGUUCCUGCACACCUCCAGAACAGUUGGGAGAGUUAUUACCUAGAAAUUUUGAUGGUGACUGGUCUGCUUGCCUAUAUCAUGAACUACAUCAUUGGGAAGAAUAAAAACAGCCGACUUGCUCAGGCCUGGUUUAACUCUCAUAGAGAGCUUUUGGAGAGCAAUUUUACAUUAGUGGGGGAUGAUGGGACUAACAAAGAAGCCACAAGCACAGGGAAGUUGAAUCAGGAGAAUGAGCACAUCUAUAACCUGUGGUGUUCUGGCCGAGUGUGCUGUGAAGGCAUGCUUAUCCAGCUGAGGUUCCUUAAGAGACAAGACUUACUUAAUGUCCUGGCCCGGAUGAUGAGGCCAGUGAGUGAUCAAGUGCAAAUAAAAGUAACAAUGAAUGACGAGGACAUGGACACAUACGUGUUUGCUGUCGGCACUCGCAAAGCUUUGCUGCGACUACAGAAAGAGAUGCAGGAUCUGAGUGAGUUUUGCAGUGAUAAACCAAAGUCUGGAGCAAAGUAUGGACUGCCAGACUCUUUGGCCAUUCUGUCAGAAAUGGGAGAAGUCACAGAGGGAAUGAUGGAUACAAAGAUGGUUCAUUUUCUUACACACUAUGCUGAUAAGAUUGAAUCUGUUCAUUUUUCAGACCAGUUCUCUGGUCCAAAGAUUAUGCAAGAGGAAGGCCAGCCUUUAAAGCUGCCUGACACCAAGAGGACGCUACUGUUUACAUUUAAUGUGCCUGGCUCAGGUAACACAUACCCAAAGGAUAUGGAGUCUUUGCUACCCCUGAUGAACAUGGUGAUUUAUUCUAUCGAUAAAGCCAAAAAGUUCCGACUCAACAGAGAAGGGAAACAAAAAGCAGAUAAGAACCGGGCUCGUGUGGAAGAGAACUUUCUGAAGCUGACACAUGUGCAGAGACAGGAGGCUGCACAGUCUCGGCGUGAGGAGAAAAAAAGAGCUGAGAAGGAGCGGAUCAUGAACGAGGAGGACCCUGAGAAACAGCGCAGGCUGGAAGAAGCUGCUUUGAGGAGAGAACAAAAGAAGUUGGAGAAGAAGCAAAUGAAAAUGAAACAAAUCAAAGUGAAAGCCAUGUAGAGCUGGUUGCAGAGGUUGUGUCCUUGCUGCCGUUAGCUCUCCGUCCACCGGAGACAGGAAAAGCAGGAGUCUGCACCUAACAGUCACGAGUCUCUGCUGACUGAGAGAUCUUUAUCUCACCCUCUCCUCUCGGUUUAGAGUUCUACAGAGGUUAUAGAUACAAUGAAAGGGCUCUUUCAGUUAUUUCCUUCCAGAUAAUCAAAUUAUUUUGAUUAUUUUAUAAAAGGAGCGGUAUAUAAAGUAUGUGUAGUUUUAAAAUAUAUUUAAAUUAUAAUGUGAAUCAUCAGUGCGUUACUUUGGUGUUUGAAGACCGAUCAUGAAAUUUCUAGGUAGAUUGUUGCUCUUUGUUUAAACUGGACAGUUGAAAUAACUAUGGAGACUGACUCUAAACCAAGACCCUAAUAUCUAUUGGAAUUGCACAAUAAACAUUGCUUGUUUUUUCUGUGUCCACAUUAAACUUGUGAAAAAAGUGGAACGUAGAACACUAUGUGGUGAUAAAUUCAGAGACUUAGAGCAUAGUACAGCGUAUGGUUUGUGUGUGGGUGGUGCUAUGGCAGUAUUAUAGGAGGGAAUCUGUCGGUAUUAGGAUACUGUAAGUCAGUGGAAGAUUCUAGAUGUAGGUAGUACAGGAGCAGUUUCUCAUUGCCUGAUACUAUGAGCUAAUGACACUGUGAGUGCUGGAUUUGAAGUAGUUAUGUGCUUAUUUUUCUUGAGCAAGAAUGCAUGACAAGGUGAAGUGCUUCACCUAGCUCCCUCCGCUCAGCAGCAGUCAGGUGGCUGGGCUCUGUGAGGUCACAGUGGUUUGCUUGCUUGCUGCAGCCUGGUAGGUGUUCAUGGAGGAGCUGAUCUCUGUCUUAGGCGUGCACUUUGCUUCCACGCCUGCUUUUAUAUCGUCCACAAGGCCGGUUUGUACUUUCUUGAAACAAAUAACCAAUCGAUAUACACAAAUAUGCUUUUAAAAAGUGAGCUUUUUUUAAAUGAAUCAGAAUUUUGUCUGACUCAUGAGGCGGAAGCGAUGGUAGGGAGAGGUUCCUCUCUGUGCAUAAGCAUUUGGCUUGUUGAGAUCUCUGCAUUUUAUAAAUGCUUCCUACUGAGAAAGCAUUUCUUAAGUCUUUGCUUGUACCAGGUCAUUUUUGCUGGGGUGGGAAAGGGUGGUUUUUGCUUUGGGAGCGGGUAGUGGGGUUUUGUUGAUGCUUUCUGUGUUCUGAUGCAGUAACAGUGAGUUGCGGUGAAAACUGUGUGUGCUGUUGCCUUGGGAAUUGUAUGGAGUUUUUCACAUGGCUUUGUGUAGGCUAAUAGAAAUAUAUGCACUGGGAUAUUCAAGUGUAAUGUUUUUUAACAGUUCACAAGUUUAAGUUAUUAAAAAUAACACAAAAUUAAAUCACUUUAAGGCCAGAUAAUUUUAGACUUAACAUUGUUUUACAAAUCUUUAAAAUACAUUUAGAAUCAAAAUUUAUGUGUUUAGUUAUCGUUUAAGUAAUAUAAGCUUUCUUAAAGUCCCAUACAUCAGACCGUGGCAGCUAAUUUUGUAACAAGCAUUCAUAUGAACUACCUAUGACAUAUAUUAAACUGAUUGACAAAAUCUGUGUGCUGCUUUGACUUUUUGUAGUUGUCCUACAAGAAUAUGUAUACUGUUCUCUUAUUAAAAGCAGGAAAAUCGUUUUCCUUCAAAAGCA